AAUAGUCUCUAAUAAGCAGAAUGAUUAAUAAGACUUUUAAACCAAAAAAAUACGCCUAAUAAUAGCAAAUACAACAUGUUUUUAUGAGAAAAUAGUUUUUAUGAAAUUAUAAGAAAUGUACCAAGGGAAUGGCAAAGAAGUAAAUGUAGCAGGGAGCAGGGGGCAAAGGGUGGAGAAAGAAGACACAUAUUAAAGAUGGGAACGGCGCAGUGUCUGUCCUUUCCCGAUAAGCCCGGUUAUUUGCUCGAAUGGGGAUGAAAUGAACUGAAAGCUUUUCUUGCUCUCUUUCUCUGAUUUUUAUCUUCUUCACUUUAAGCCUCAUAUUCACUGAGUGAUAUACAAAUCACCCUCACUUCCAAUUCCCAUUUUCUUGGAUUCUUCUGUUCCGCUUGUUGUCCUAAGCCUCUCUUGCCAAAUAACUCAACCCUAGCUUAGCUGUAGCUAAAAGGAGAUGUGAUGUGACUAAGGAAAAAAGAAAAAGAAAAAAAGGAAAGCCAAAGCAGCUAGAGCUACCCAUAUUUUUAUUUGUUUUGGAACACAAAAAAAAUCCUGCUCCAAGGUUCUUCAUUUCUUUCUUUCUGUCUGCAUCUCUCUCUAGUUAUGGUACUGUUCUGCUUAGAGCUGAAGCUUCUUCGAAGUAUCUUUGAAGAGUUGUAGAUCUGUGUAUGGCUUUGGAUUCUAAGUUGUACUAGAAAAGAUCUGUUUUCACUUAAGUCAGUGAAGGGAAACAAAAGAGAGAGAGAAAAAGAGGGACAAAAAAAUCAAAAUAUAUCCUUUUUGGUUAUAUUUAUUGUCUGAGAAGUCGACACCUGUAACAACAACCAGCAUUGUUCAAAGCUGUGGCUGCCAUUUUUCAGGCUUUGCUUGGUGCAGCUGCAAAAGCUUAAACAAGAGAGAGAGAGAGAGAGGGGCAGGCUGGCUAAUCUUCCGACUUGGACCGUGAUAUAUCAAAGCGUAAAAAAAGGCCUUUUAUCACUUACAUAGCCAAAGUACUUUCUGUAUAAUUGUCAUCAAUGCAUAGGACAUCUCAACCCCACCUUCACUUCUUCCCUUGCACCAUCAGCACCACCAUCUCCUCCUUCUAUUUCUAACAUUACUCCAAAACCGAAGAUUUUCUCUCUCUGAAAGUGAAAUAAAAAAAAAAAGGUCAGGGGUUAUUGUUUGGUAGUGGGAGGUUUUGAGUUCUUGGUUUGUGAGAAAGGAAUGAAAGUGGUAUGGAGGUAGAUGGGAUUCAGACACAAGCCCGUAAGUUCUCAAGAGUUGGUAAUGGAAGAAACGACUCAAGCAAGAUAGGUCAAAAAAGAAGUGAAAACUACCAUGAUGAUGAGGAAGAUGGAGAGCUCAUCAAAAGGGUUGGUGCAAACAGUGGAGUAGGAGGAGGGGGAGGUGGUGGUGUAGCUGACACUAAUCGGCUUCGAGGUUGGAAUCACUCUUCGAGAAUUAUUAGGGUUUCUCGAGCCUCCGGUGGCAAGGACCGGCACAGCAAGGUUUGGACUUCAAAAGGGUUAAGAGACAGGAGGGUAAGGUUGUCUGUCAACACAGCUAUACAAUUUUAUGACCUACAAGAUCGGUUGGGCUAUGAUCAGCCUAGCAAAGCUGUAGAGUGGUUAAUUAAAGCAGCUGCUGAUGCAAUUGCGGAGCUUCCUUCACUUAAAGGUCCAUUUCCUGAUACUCCAAAGCAAUUGAGUUAUGAGAAAAGAGCUAGUGGAGGAACUGAACACGGGUUUGAGUCGGCUGAAGUGGAGUUAGAUGGUGAUCCAAACAAUUGCCAACAUAACCAAAGUCAGCACCUUUCUUUGUCCAAAUCAGCUUGCAGCAGCACAUCUGAGACUAGCAAGAAUUCAGGUUUAUCCCUUUCGAGGUCUGAUAUCCGUGUGAACCGUGCAAAGGCCAGGGAACGAGCCAGGGAAAGAGCAGCAAAAGAAAAGGAGAAAGAGCAAGAGUCUCGCGUUGCACAUCAUCAAAAUGUGAACCCCAUUUCUCAAAACUCCUCCUUUACUGAGUUACUUACCGGUGGCAUUGGCAGUGUUAGCAACAAUAAUACUAGUUCUACAGCUUCAGCUCAUCAAAACCCCAAUGCGGAGCCUUAUUUUUUCCACAAGGCCAAUACUGCCAGGCAGUGGCCUGUAACUCAAAUGGAUUGCUUUACCACGGGGCUCCUUGGACCUUCAUCUUCUUCUUCUAGAAGUCAUCAUUCUUCGGGAUUUCCAGGACCAAUCCAACUAGGAAACUCUUUACCACAAGCAAUACCAAUACCACCAUUCAAUGCGUUGAGUGAAAAUCAUCAAGAGUUGCAGCAUUUUUCGUUUGUUCCAAAUCCUGAACAUCUGAUCCCAGUGGCAACAACACAACCGGGGCCAGGGGGUGAUUACAACCUUAACUUCACAAUCUCUUCCUUCCUUGCUGGUUUCAAUAGGGGGACCCUUCAGUCCAAUUCUCCGUCUUUUUUGCCUCAUCACCUACAGAGGCUUUCUUCUAUGGACGGAUCAUCACCCUUCUACAUUGGCACACCACCAAUGGAGAAUCACCAUCACUAUCAGUUCCCAGCUGGAUUAGAUGGCCGUUUGCAGCUUUGCUAUGGGGAUGGCAGCAGGAGCUCAGACCAGAAAGGAAAAGGAAAGAACUAAUCAGUUUCCUUAAAACGUUUCCUCUUGGCCUCAUCUUCUCUGGAAAGCAAAACAUUGAGGAAAGCUGCAGUGGCAAGCAGUGAGUGAAAGCACAUUUCCUGCCUGCAUUUGGGUGAUAUCUAUGUAUUUCUGGUUUAUCCAUUUUGAAGUCAUGAUUUCGUUGGCAUUGGCGUAUUGGGAUAAUAUUUAUCUAUGUAUGCAAAAGCAUUGUGUGUUUCCAACAAGUGCAACAAAACAACAAUUCGAUUGAAGUUAUUCUUUUUUCCUCUAUCUUAUUGAAAAUUGUCCAUAUAAACUUAUUAGAUAUUUUAAAAACUAUUGCAUGAGCUAAACUACGGAAUCGAAGUGUGACUGUUUUGCUUGCAAAAGAACAUGUUAAAAAUUACACUGAGUGGGAGCAUUGUAUGAGAAAAAAAAGAGCUGAAAAUCAGGACUGACAUUUGAUCUGUGUAACAAUAAGAACCCGCCUCUAAUUUAGUGAGAAACAGUGAUCAAAAGUGAAGCUUAGUUUAUAUGUAUUGCAGAAAAAAAAAAGUGUGGGGGAGCUUAAAUCGUGAGUGACUGAUCUACUUUACAAGUCACAACCAUUGCCGGCCUAAAUAUUAGCAUGUGGGACUUGAUUUUCUUUAUCUGUUCCUAAUAUUUUGGUUUCACUUCUUUGUUGUUUAAUCGGGAUAAAAUAUAUAUUUAUAGAUUAAGACAACCAUGAAAUCUUCAUCAAUUCUCUUAAGGCCAAAGUCAAAAGGGAAGAGGAAGGGGGGGUG
Messenger RNA from Durio zibethinus, 3391 nucleotides. Its product is annotated as transcription factor TCP24-like. Lineage: Eukaryota; Viridiplantae; Streptophyta; Magnoliopsida; Malvales; Malvaceae. The record is from RefSeq and is a predicted model, not a curated record. Gene Ontology annotation, molecular function: DNA-binding transcription factor activity; sequence-specific DNA binding. Gene Ontology annotation, cellular component: nucleus. Gene Ontology annotation, biological process: regulation of secondary shoot formation.